This is a messenger RNA of Cephus cinctus (wheat stem sawfly), 921 nucleotides long. RefSeq lists its product as uncharacterized. The record is from RefSeq and is a predicted model, not a curated record. Lineage: Eukaryota; Metazoa; Arthropoda; Insecta; Hymenoptera; Cephidae. The transcript is spliced from 5 exons. The coding region runs from base 207 to 830 and encodes 207 amino acids.
UAAGUGCCGUCAAAAACAAAAGAAUUCAUUUAAACGUUAACGUAUAUUAUUUGGCACUUUUGAAAAGUUACUUUCAAGCGGUUAGAGAUUCUAAAUUUAUACUUUUCGGAACAACCCAUCUAAAUUCAGUUUCUUUAAUUUAAUUCAUUUCAAUUAAAUUAUUUCUUUGCGGUUAUCCAAAUUUUAUCUGUGAAAUCGUACACAAUAUGUACAGAAACGAUCGUUCCUCAGAAAGCUGCAUGUCUGGAUGUAACUGCAAUGCUUCUGUUGAAAUGUGUGCAGGAAGUGGAGGAUGUUGUCAAUUUGAUUUACCCCCAGGACCAUCCGCACAAAAGAAAGAAAGACAAAGACCACAGAAUUCGGGUUGCGAACCUCCUAGAUGUGCUAGAAUGACUCCAUCUUCGGAAUCGAAAGAGAAAUGGGAAUAUCCUAAUUACGAGUUUAGCGACUAUGGACAACAUGGAAUGAAACACUAUAUAGGCUAUGACGAUAGGUCUGCAUUACAGUCACAACAACCAGCAGAUUAUGAAGUAAAAAACCGUUUUAAUGAUUACAGAGCACAUAAUGCAAAUAUGAAGAUACAACCAAAUCAUCCACUUCAUCGACCUAUCAUUCAGCAGAGAAACUGCGAAGUCAGAGUUGCUGGUGGUUGCGAUUGGCCAAGGACGUUUAAUCAAGAUAGUUGUCCCGAUUAUCAUUAUGAUAACGUUCCAGCUGACGAACCGAAAUCGUUUAUGCAAUCGAGACUAUAUGAAGACUGGGAAGAGAAUCCUGAGGUCGAAUGGAAUAGAGAAGCUUCUUGUAGUCAUCAGAGACGCGUACAUUUUUAACAUACUGAAUACCCGUAUAUAUUCAUAAUGUAUGAACAAUCAGUUUCGACCAACGAAACUAUAAUAAAGAUAUUAUUUUUUAGUAAAUCUA